Molecule: messenger RNA, 1228 nt
Organism: Pocillopora meandrina
Lineage: Eukaryota; Metazoa; Cnidaria; Anthozoa; Scleractinia; Pocilloporidae
Source: the annotation of a GenBank genome assembly
AUGCAACAAAACUCUUAUCAUUUUGUUGUGGAUUACAAGGUAGAUUUGUUGGGGAUCACAGAAACAUGGUUGCAUAUGGAAGGUAGUGACAUGGCUAUUGGAGAGCUCUGUCCGAAUGGUUAUCGUCUCCUGCACACCCCACGGUUGACAGGACGAGGCGGUGGCGUAGGCCUUCUUUACAAGCAAGGCAUUGGCUUUAAAUCUAAAACAAGGCUAUGUGAGCAUUCUUUUACAUCAUUUGAAUGCAUGGAUGUCACCUUUGUUGCUCGUAAGAGUUUGAGAGUAAUUGUUGUUUACCGUCCCCCCGGAGAGUGCGUCGGUUGGAGUCUUUCUGGAGGAAUUUUCUAGUCUAUUGCGAGAGACUGAAAUAUGCCCACAACAGCUUUUGAUAUACGGGGAUUUUAACUUCCAUAUAGACGACAAGGCCGAUAAGGGCACGACAUGACUUGGAGAGCUACUGAAUUUGUUCAAUUUAAAGCAACAUGUAUGUCUAUCCACUCAUAAACGAGGUCAUAUAAUGGACUUGGUCAUUAAAAGGAAUGAGACUGAGAGUGCUUUAAGCCUAAAGAACGUCACAGUCGUGGAACAGUUUAUCUCUUAUCACAAGGCUGUUUGCUUUAAUCUGAGCUUACGGAAACCAGUAAAUGAGAGGAGUACUGUUGUCUCUCGUAAAUUAAAGGGAUUUGAUUUUGAUGCUUUCAAUGAGAUGAUUAUAUCGACUGGUUUGUCGGAUGGAGGUGUAUCGCACUGUAUUGAGUUGUUGGCUAAGAAGUAUGAUGUGUUGUUGUGCAAGGCUUUGGACAAGCUGGCACCUAAAAGAACUCGCACUAUUGUCAUUCGACCGAAUGCCCCUUGGUAUAAUGAGGAGAUCGCCACUCAGAAAAGGAAGAGGCGAAGGCUCGAACGUAAAUGGCGUUCGACUAGUCUCGAAAUUGAUAGGGUGAAUUAUUUGGAACAGUGCAAUGUUGUAAAUGCAAUGCUUUAUAAGACGAAAGAACAGCGUUAUUCAACAGUUAUUCAGGACAAUGCCCUCGAUAGCAAGUUACUUUUUCGCACAGUUGAUAAAUUACUACAAAGGAAUACAGACUUAAGAUAUCCGUCUGCGAACAGUGACCAAGAACUCGCGAAUGCUUUUGCUGAUUUCUUUAGUGCCAAGAUUGUGCGAAUUCGUGAUGAAUUGCUGGUUAGGAAAGAACAGCUGGGGGAGCUCCUUAUGAAGGAUUUUUAG